UGUAAACAUGCGGUGACGUAAGAUGUGCGUGGAGCGAGAACAGGCAGCAGCAGCAGGAUCCGUUAUAGAUAGCUUAUAUUAUAUAUUGUGUAUAUACACACGCUCGGUGCCUUAGUACCGGAGGUGGGCAUUUUGUGAAGACAUUAUGCUUUCAUGUGCUCGUUUGUAACAGCGACUAUGGAAAUACAAUUCAGAGGUCGCCCUGCUGGGAUUUCUAGUUCUUUCGCAACUGGCGAGUCGCCGCACAAAUAACAAUGCAGUAUUUAUUAUAGAUGACCUAGCGGACCGGUUUUAUAUUCCGUUCACACAGUGACAGCGGCUGUGUCCUCUCACUGACAGAAGAGUAGCCUCCGCCUUUUUCACUAGUUUGUCCGCAGCAGUUCCCCGUACAUCAGCGUGCGGCUGAGGGGCGGGCACACGUGGGGAGACUUGCUGCGCGGUGACUGCAGCUGGGACUGGCGGAAAGUUUGUUGUGUGCGGUGUCAGCGCCAGUCUGUGCCCAGUUUAGAGAUAGUUGAAGAACAGCUUCAGUACAAUUCACGUGAGCAUGCCUGCUGCUUGUGAAUCAUUAAUGGAUGACAUUGAAGACAUUGUCUCAGCAUCAGACCCAAAACCUCAUGAUCGUCAGUUUGCAAAACAAAAUGUUGUUCCCAGAGUGCGGAAGAGAAAUAAAAAUCAAGUCCAAGAAGAACCACCAGCUGACAGCACUAUCCCGGGCACUCAGAAGAUCUGGAUACGGACAUGGGGCUGCUCGCAUAACAACUCUGAUGGGGAGUAUAUGGCUGGCCAAUUAGCUGCAUAUGGCUAUGGUAUAACAGAGCAUCCGGAUCAGGCUGAUUUGUGGCUGCUGAACAGCUGCACAGUGAAGAGCCCAGCUGAGGACCACUUCAGAAACUCCAUUAAAAAAGCGCAAGAGGAGAAUAAAAAAGUGGUUUUGGCUGGAUGUGUCCCUCAAGCACAACCACGUCAGGAGUAUCUGAAAGGCCUCAGUAUAAUAGGGGUACAACAAAUUGAUCGAGUAGUGGAAGUUGUUGAAGAAACAAUUAAAGGUCACUCUGUGCGACUGCUGGGUCAGAAAAAGGAUAAUGGAAAACGGUUGGGGGGAGCUCGAUUGGAUUUGCCAAAGAUUAGGAAGAACCCACUGAUAGAAAUCAUUUCCAUCAAUACAGGGUGUUUAAAUGCAUGUACAUACUGUAAAACAAAACAUGCUAGAGGGGAGCUUGCCAGUUACCCGAUAGAAGAGCUGGUUGAUCGAGCAAAACAGUCUUUCCAAGAGGGUGUCUGUGAAAUCUGGCUGACCAGUGAAGACACAGGAGCUUAUGGCAGAGACAUUGGCACAGAUCUACCUACCCUUCUUUGGAAGCUGGUUGAUGUCAUACCUGAGGGCGCAAUGCUGAGACUUGGCAUGACCAACCCCCCUUAUAUUUUAGAGCAUUUGGAGGAAAUGGCAAAGAUUUUGAACCAUCCCCGGGUAUACGCGUUUCUGCACAUCCCAGUGCAGUCGGCAUCAGACAGUGUGCUUAUGGACAUGAAAAGAGAAUACUGCAUUGCAGACUUCAAAAGAGUGGUGGAUUUCUUGAAAGAGAGAGUGCCCGGAAUUACAAUCGCUACGGACAUCAUCUGUGGCUUUCCUGGGGAGACAGAUGAAGAUUUUAAGGAGACUUUAAAACUAGUUGAAGAAUACAGAUUCCCAAGCCUCUUCAUUAAUCAGUUUUACCCACGCCCGGGGACUCCAGCUGCUAAAAUGCUGCAGGUUCCAGCUCAUGUGAAAAAACAACGAACAAAAGAACUGUCCCAACUUUUUCAUUCAUACAACCCAUACGACCACAAGAUUGGCCAAAAGCAGCAAGUUUUAGUCACAGAAGAAUCCUUUGACCACCAAUACUAUGUGGCUCACAAUCAAUGUUAUGAACAGGUACUUGUUCCGAAAGAUCCAGCAUUCAUUGGGAAAAUGGUUGAAGUACAUAUUUUUGAAGCAGGAAAACAUUAUAUGAAGGGAAAACCAUUGUCAGACUCACAGGUCUACACUCCGUCCAUCACCAAGCCUCUAGAGAAGGGAAAAGUUUCUGGUUUAUCAGAGGAGUCCAAAACAUUGCAGAACAAUGGUGCCAGCUCCAGUGGGAAACCCGCAGAAGCACAUGACCAAGCCAUCUUCCAGACUGCCUGGGGAGAGAGAAGAGAAAGAACGGUUCUCUACAUUCUCGCUGUGCUAGCUGUCCUUAUCGCUUUUUUAGGGUUAAAGUUAUUUGACAGAGAGGUUUUAGGAAAUUAAAAUGUUGAUAUUUAAGAAAUAACAGGAGAAUUGAAUUAGAUCAGUAAGCUACAGUACAGUAUUGUGUGGUGUCAGUUUUUCUUGUUUUUGUCCAGCAUAUAUUAGUGUAUCAUUUGUACAGAUAGCUUCAUAUGCUGGACUUAAUGUUCUUUCAAUUAACAACAGGAAAUGAUGGAAUAUGGUAUUCAGAAUACAGCCACAACUUUACAUUUAUAAUGCAUUUCUGAAUUGUGCUACAGUAUGUGCAAACUGUAGUCUGUAAAAACACCUUGUAUAGCGCAGCGAGGUGAACACUGGUUAGUGUUAAAGUGCUCAGAUUGUAAUGUUGGCCAUUUACAUGCAAAUCCAGCCAAUUGGCCUAGUCACGGAAUGACCAGGGUCAAGCCCAUGUUCAGUUAAUGAAAAACCUAAUGGUACAAAUUGUCCAGUGUGGUCCCAUGUUGAUAAGGCUGACAGUAGCUUGGGCUGAAGGACUGCUGUUAGCCAAUGACGCACUCUCAUCAGAUGACUGGAUUUUCCAGCAUGCUCUCUAAAAAUCCAAUUGGCCUUGAUGAGAUUGCUCAUCUCUCUGGCUCCACAAACUGAGCAAUGUUGGGGUAAUUUGGUUAGAAACAAAAAUAAUCUGAUUGCACUUGUGUUACUGUGGUUCUUGUAUAUAAUACAGUAAAAGCUAGACCUGCGGUGUGUUACAGUGCCAUGUUCUCCGAUUAGUUUCCAUGCUGGAAACCAAUCUGCAUUAUCUCCAAUAGAAAUGAAUUGCUCAAAGGGGUUUUUUCUUUUCCCUAAACAUCCAUCUGCAUUUACUUUGAACUGUGAAAGUGUGAAGUAUGCAGUACUAACCCACCGCCUACUGAUCUGCUGAGCCAUCGAUAGCUGACUCUGACAAAUGCAUUUCUUAUGUGGAUUUUUACCUGGAGAACUGUAUUGUUGACCUGUUCAAUUUACAAUUCUGCACAGUUAGUUUAAUUGAAUUUAAUGCCGAUUCAGGCUUAUUCUGUUGUUAAUGCUAAAUUAUCGCAAGUUCGGAUUUAUCUGGAUUUUUCUUUUUGGAUAUCCAAAACACGUGACAACCAGAUAGCCAAUAAAAUGCUAUUUUGAAAUCCGGGUAAAUCCGAACUCGCAUGUCUAUAAUUUAAAUGUGCAAUUUGAGAGCAAAAGCUUUUUUGGAGUUGAAUGAAAUUGUGCAUUUUUUUUUUUUAAUUAUACUGAUUUCUGCAAUGUAAACACUUAGCCAAUUGCUUGAAGGACAAACCUGUUACCCGAGUAAUGUAAAGUAAUAUGUGUGAGAACAAACAUUAAGAAGCACCACAUAUUUGUCCCAACUCUUACUGAGGGCGGCGGACUUUCAAAAACAUUUUUUAAUGACAGACAUUUACCAGAUAUAUUCCAUUCUAAAAUGUGGCUUCUCUGAUAGGAUUCAUAUUCUCCUGCUUUUGUUUUUAUUUUUUUUGUUUUAAAUAUAUUUUAAGUGGCAUAUUCAGUGUUGCUAGUUGUCACACUUUGUAAGGGGUAUUUAAAGGUGCAAAGACCAGUAGUGUAUUGUAACCCAUAUCAACCAGUUUAGUCUCAGAGGUUAUUAAUUUAGUGUAUAGCAUGAAGACUAUUGCUGGGUACACACUAGACGAUGUGUGUACACAGCGAUAUUGGCAGCGACGGGACCCAGCUGUAUGCACAUCCGACGGGCGAUGUCGCUGACGACGCGCGAGAGCGCGUAUCGUCCGCGACAUAGUGCAUAUGCACUACACCAUAUUGUGAACGUUGUGUUGGAAUCGGGCACAUCAUCCACUAUAUUGUCUAGUGUGUACACAGUUUAAGAAAAGUGAGGAUUUGGCUGCUAUAUUUACUCUGUCUGUCCAAUUGCACCUUUUUAUUAACUAAUCCCCUGUGUUUGAUAGCAACAAAUAUUUUUAUUAAUAGGCUUGAAAAUGGAAGUUGUAAAAUGUGAUGUGUGGAAAUAAAAAUAUAGACAAAAAGUA
Messenger RNA from Pseudophryne corroboree (corroboree frog), 4248 nucleotides. It is a transcript of the gene CDKAL1, whose product is annotated as CDK5 regulatory subunit associated protein 1 like 1. Gene Ontology annotation, cellular component: endoplasmic reticulum. Gene Ontology annotation, molecular function: 4 iron, 4 sulfur cluster binding; tRNA (N(6)-L-threonylcarbamoyladenosine(37)-C(2))-methylthiotransferase activity. Gene Ontology annotation, biological process: tRNA methylthiolation. The record is from RefSeq and is a predicted model, not a curated record. NCBI's taxonomy places the organism in Eukaryota, Metazoa, Chordata, Amphibia, Anura, Myobatrachidae. The transcript is spliced from 16 exons. Bases 548 to 2272 code for a protein of 574 amino acids.